AUUUACAAGUAGGCUGCAUCUUGUAUUGCCAAAACAUAGCAUCAAGUUUCACUAGAGCUGCAUAGAACACUUCUUAUCAGAUGUGUUGACAGCUCCCCUGAUAAAGAAAGUGUCUGGUAAUUUCUGGAUUUGAAGAUAUUAGUGUAGUUCUGGGUGUAGUGUAGUAAUCAUUCGGUCUCAAAAGAUAAGACCGAUUGACCUUAAAACAUUAACUGAAAGAUCACUGUAUAUAAAGACUUCGGGAAGUGGACAGAAGUUGAUUAUAGUCCAGUCUUCUAUAUAAAACAGAACCUACUACGACAUGGUCAAGAAGGUUUGUGUUAUCGGAGCGGGUGUCUCGGGCUUGGCAACCAUCAGAUGGUGUCUCCAAGAAGGGCUUGAUGUCACAUGUUAUGAAAAACGACCCUUAGUAGGUGGGUUAUGGUGUUUGGAAGACGAGGCGUCGCGUCUUGAUGUAAAUAAUCCAGUUGACAUUGAAUGUAGACCUUAUGCCACGUGCCACAUAAAUGACAACAAGGAGGCAUUUUCAUUCUCCGACUUCUGGUUUUCAAAGGAUGCUCCAAUGUACCUACCCUGGCGAAAAGUCGGUCAAUAUUUCGAAGACUAUGUCGAUCAUUUUCAUUUGAGAACUCGUAUCAAACUAAACACGAGUGUAAUAAAAGUAAAACGUGAAACCAACGGUGCUGGAUGGCAAGUUACAACAAAACCAAUUAUCGAUACCAGCCCUGCUCCAACAACUGAAAUGUUUGAUGCAGUGAUUAUAUGCAAUGGCUUAAUGAACCGUCAAUACAUACCUGAUGUCAAAGGAUUGGCUACAUUCAAAGGACGUAUCAGUCACACGGGAGAUUAUUACAGACCUGAUGUAUUCCGGGACAGGAAUGUCUUAAUUAUAGGAGGAGGUAAUUCGGCAACUGAGGUAGCAAGUGAUAUAAGCAGAGAAACAUCACAGACGUACCUGAGUGCAAGAGAUGGGCUUUGGCCCCUAAGCCGCUUAGCUGGUGGAAAAUCUGCGGAGUUACUACCUAUAUGGUCAAGAUACACAAAUUGGCGCUACAAAGUUAGUGAACUAGACAAGGUGUAUGGAGGCGACGUGCGCAAACGAUUCAAUUUCAAAGACUACAGUAUGGAGCCUAAACGUGGACUUCUGACAAUGUCCAUUGCUAUAGCAGACGACAUUGAAUUUCGUAUUGCAGCAGGGGCAUUAAAGAUGAAGGGAGAAGUCAAGGAAAUUACAAAGACUGGAGCAAUAUUUCAAGAUGGCAGUCGUAUAGAUGAUAUUGAUGACAUUGUGUUCGCAACUGGUUUUAAUCCAUCCACUGAGUUUCUGGAUGAUAGUCUAGGUACAUUAGAGACAAUUAAUCUCUACAAAUACAUGAUUCCAGUGGACGACGACUCGCGGUCCCUAUUUUUCAUUGGCAUUGCUAAUGUUCUUGGCCCAAACACUGCAGCUUUUGAGUUACAAGCCAGAAUAGCGGCAAG
Messenger RNA from Owenia fusiformis, 1479 nucleotides. NCBI's taxonomy places the organism in Eukaryota, Metazoa, Annelida, Polychaeta, Sabellida, Oweniidae. The record is from the annotation of a GenBank genome assembly.